Messenger RNA from Hevea brasiliensis (rubber tree), 2349 nucleotides. Its product is annotated as sodium/hydrogen exchanger 1. The transcript is spliced from 15 exons. Gene Ontology annotation, biological process: regulation of pH; sodium ion transport; proton transmembrane transport. The record is from RefSeq and is a predicted model, not a curated record. Gene Ontology annotation, molecular function: sodium:proton antiporter activity. Bases 411 to 2027 code for a protein of 538 amino acids. Gene Ontology annotation, cellular component: membrane. NCBI's taxonomy places the organism in Eukaryota, Viridiplantae, Streptophyta, Magnoliopsida, Malpighiales, Euphorbiaceae.
CUCUGCUAUUCCAUGUCGUAUUCUCCUCCUCUGCUUCUCCCUUUCUCUCUUUCUCUCUCUCUCUAUUUGCUUAGGCUUUACUGGAUUGCUUAAAAUCAGAGAAUUUCUACGAAGCUUUUUGGCUUUCUAUUGAUACUUUGAUCAGUUAAAGUUUCAAAAGCAUCGAAGUUGCGUUUUGUUUUGUUUGAAUUUUGCUUUCCUUAGCUUUUGAAUUUGAAAUAGCCAGAAAUGCUCGAGCUUCGCGGUGAGCAAAAGACUAUGUUAACAUAAAGCUAACCGCCAUUGAAAUGUCAGCUUACGGAUUCAAGUUACAGGAUUUGAAGGAAAGUUGAAAGCUUAUAAUCGAAUCGUUUAUUUUAUAUUAUAUCAGUUUCAGGAUUUUCUUAUCAUAUACGAUUGUUUAUGCUACAAUGGCGCUCACUUUAGCUUCUGUUUUGUCGAAAUCGGAGGAAAUAGUAGGAUCGGAUCACUCAUCAGUGGUAUCGAUAAAUCUUUUUGUGGCACUUCUUUGCGCCUGUAUUAUAAUCGGUCAUUUACUAGAGGAGAACCGAUGGAUGAACGAGUCCAUCACGGCCCUUGCUAUUGGUCUGUGCACUGGGGUGGUUAUUUUGCUUACAACUGGAGGAAAGAGCUCACGUCUUUUAGUGUUUAGUGAAGAUCUAUUCUUUAUUUAUCUUCUUCCACCUAUUAUUUUUAAUGCUGGGUUUCAGGUGAAGAAGAAGCAAUUUUUCCGCAAUUUCAUGACUAUCAUUCUCUUUGGUGCAGUUGGUACUCUGAUAUCCACUGUUGUCAUAUCAAUAGGUGCUAUGCACUUCUUCAAGAAAAUGAACAUUGGUUCCCUUGACAUAGGAGACUAUCUUGCUAUUGGAGCAAUAUUCUCUGCCACAGAUUCUGUUUGUACCUUACAGGUGCUUAAUCAGGAUGAGACGCCUUUACUAUACAGUCUGGUAUUUGGAGAAGGUGUGGUAAAUGAUGCCACAUCGGUGGUGUUUUUCAAUGCAAUCCAGAGCUUUGAUCUCUCCCACAUCAAUUCAAGUGCCGCAAUGCAAUUUGUUGGGAACUUUCUAAAUCUGUUUAUCUCAAGCACCAUUUUGGGAGUUUUAGCUGGACUACUCAGUGCAUACAUUAUUAAGAAGCUUUACUUUGGCAGGCACUCUACUGACCGUGAGGUUGCUCUAAUGAUUCUCAUGGCUUACCUUUCAUAUAUGCUGGCUGAACUAUUCUAUUUAAGUGCAAUUCUCACUGUAUUCUUUUGUGGGAUUGUUAUGUCUCACUAUACAUGGCAUAAUGUGACUGAAAGUUCAAGAGUGACAACUAAGCAUGCUUUUGCUACUUUGUCAUUUGUUGCUGAGAUAUUCAUUUUCCUGUACGUUGGCAUGGAUGCCUUGGACAUUGAGAAAUGGAAGUUUGUAAGCCAUAGCCCUGGGAUGUCGGUUGGCGUGAGUGCAAUACUCUUGGGAUUGGUUCUGGUUGGAAGAGCAGCCUUUGUUUUCCCCUUAUCCUUUCUAUCCAACUUGACUAAGAAUGAGAAAAUUGACAUAAAGCAACAGGUAACAAUUUGGUGGGCUGGUCUUAUGCGUGGUGCUGUUUCAAUGGCUCUUGCUUAUAAUCAGUUUACCAAUUCAGGCUAUACGCAGUUGCGUGGGAGUGCAAUCAUGAUCACCAGUACCAUUACAGUUGUCCUUUUCAGCACAGUGGUGUUCGGGUUGAUGACAAAGCCACUAGUGAGGAUCUUGCUUCCAUCUCCAAAACACACUUCCAGCAUGUUGUCUUCUGAACCGUCUAGUCCUAAAUCCUUCACUGCGCCACUUCUCAAUGGGCAAGAUUUAGAGGACAACAAAUGCAGCUACAAUGUUUCCCGCCCAACCAGUUUAAGAAUGCUCUUGAGCACCUCUUCUCACACUGUCCACCAUUAUUGGCGAAAAUUUGAUGACGCCUUCAUGCGGCCUGUUUUUGGUGGCCGGGGUUUUGUGCCUUUUAUACCUGGCUCCCCAACUGACGAAAGUCUUCUCCAGUGGCAGCAUUGAGGAGAGAGAAACUUUCAACAAAUAUGUGACUACUAAUUUAUGUAGAUAGGUCAUGAAAUCGGCUUUCGGUGUGAAAUUUGUCAAUAGCAAUGGAGAUUUCAGAGUGAGGUUGUGACGCCAUUUUUAUACUCAACACAGGCAGCUUGUAGUUUGUUUCAAUUUUGGGGGGUUUUUGUUUUUGCCUUGUGUAUAUGGUUUGUCAAGUGAGAUUGUGUUUCAGAGAGCAUGUAGCUACGUAAGCGUUCCCACUUCCCACAUUGGAUUUCGUAAAUUGACCACUUACUGUAUUUUUACUGUUUUAUUUGAUGCAUUGAAGGGAACA